This is a messenger RNA of Prorocentrum cordatum, 6624 nucleotides long. The record is from the annotation of a GenBank genome assembly. NCBI's taxonomy places the organism in Eukaryota, Dinophyceae, Prorocentrales, Prorocentraceae.
GAUCAUCGAGGCAAGGUGCCAAGCUGGGAUGGGGAUCCAAAGACUUGGCGGACGUACAGGCGGAAGGCCCUCCAGUACCAGGAGGGCACCAAGAGGGAGGACAGGUACUUGUGCGGCCCGCGGCUGGAGGCGAAGCUCACUAGCCGGGCCGAGAUUGCGGUCGAGCGCUGCAAGGCUGGUUGGCUCUCCAGGCCCGACGGCGUGGAACGGCUCCUGGCGUGGCUGGAACGCAGGUGCUCUAGACAGGCUGUGCCCGACGUCGGACAGGAGCUCGAGACAUUCUUGAUCAAGACGAAGCGCCGCAAGCUAGAGCCGAUGCAGCAGUGGACGGACCGCUUCGAGACCGGGUACCAGUACCUCAGGCGCGCGUUGGCACGCGCGCUUGGACACACAGUUCCAGUUCAGGUCGCGCCACCGUGGAAGAGGUCUGGGCGACCUUACCGGUGGAUCGAGGUCGAACGUGACUGGCCAUUCGAGGGUAGCGAAUGGACGUGGGAGUACACGGACGGCCUGCCAGACGACGAGAAAGAGGAGUCGCACCACUGGAGCGCCGCUGACCAAGACGCGGAUGCAGAGGAGGAGCUCGGGGACAUGCCGGAGGUGUUCCCUAGCCUGGUCCUGGGCUGGCUGAUGCUCGUGCGGUCGGGGCUCGACUCGCGCGAGAGGGCUGCCAUCAUGACGGCGACGGGCGGCUCGCUGGAAGUCAACAUCAUCCGGGAGAAGCUGAUCUCGAGCUGGGAGGAUGACGACCUGGCGGAGCGUGACGGGCACUCGAGGUUCCCGAAGGCGUACACAGCCCAGCUGGGAGAAGAUGAUCGUACGUGGCUUGACGGGGACGAUGGACCAGACGCGAGCAGCUUCGCAGCCGACGUGGGGAACCACGAGUGGCAGGAGGAAGACCCAGGCCAGGAGGAAGUGAACGAUGACGAGAUCGAGACGUACUUGGCAGCUCAGCAGGAUGAGGCGGAGGCGCUUGCGGCGCUUCACACCGCCCAGCGCACCCUCCGCCAGGCCCGGGAGGCCCAGGCCGACAGCCGGCUGAGCAGGGGCUUCUACCGGGGAGGAGCUGCUGGCACGCCAGAGGCGAGCGCGAAGGUAGCCGAGUGCAGGAGGGAGCUGAAGGUCAACCUCGUGACCUCGCUGGUCGCCGAGCAGGAGCCUCAGGACAUGGAGUGCGAGGCGAUGUUCGCAGACCAGGCCAUCCGCGAGGGCAAGGGCAUCGUCGACCUAGGAUGCACGGACGCCAUGGGUGGCGAGCGUGCGCUGGACAUCGUGGCCCGCAAGAACAUGGAGAAGUACGGUGACACCAGGCUGCUGGAGGUGAACCGGGACUACAGGCCGGUCUAUAGCUUCGGGAAUGGCGAGAAGGAACGCGCCUACGGACAGGUGAAGUUCGGCAUCACGGGCGCGGGCAUAGAAGGCGAUAUCGCCAUCAACGGUUUCUCGAAGGAUGUCCCGAUCUUGGUGUCCAAGAAGGUUCUGAAGAAGCUGGGAGCUGUCGUGGACUGCGAGACUGGGGUGACCGUGUUCGUGAAGCUCGCGCCGGACAUUCCCGUUCAACUGGAGGAAUCACCUGAUGGAGGACACUACUACAUCAGCCUGGUCGACGACUUGCUGGGGCAGCGCGUCAGAGACCAGAACCAGUUGCGGAACUUCAGGACCAUCAGCGAGAACAUCAGUGAGUGGGACAGUAGGCCGAAGGCGGUCGAUGUCAACAAAGGGAUGCGCUGGGGUAACCUCAUCCGCGGGGCGGUCCAGCUCACCUGCUCCGGGAUCACAUGCUCGUGCAAUGCGGCCAUUCCAGAUGCCAACAUCUCGCAUCCGGCCUGGGGCGUGAACGAGCUGAAACAGAUCCUCAAGGGGCACAUGUUUCCGGAGGACGAAGCACCAGCGCAGGUGGCCAUGCAGGGCCCCAGCUCGAGGAAGAAGCCCCAGCUGUUGGUGAAGGCCGAGGAGGCUCAGAACCAGUACCAGUCCUACACGUCCUGGUUCCCGAAGGAGUUGGACAAGGGGAGCAGCUGGGAGCUGGCCCGGUUUGCCUCAUGGCUCAACGAGCAAGGGAACAUCGACGAGAAGGCGGAGAUGACCAGGGAUCCGAAGGAGGUCCCGAAGGAGCCGGCCCAGGCUCGAGGGGGCGCGAGGUCAUCCCGCAGGAGGACAUCGGGCGCGAUCGUGGAGGACGAGAUCGUGAAGCAGGACAGGCUCGAGGCUGCGAUCAAGGUGCAGAAGAAGGAGAAGGAGUCCAACCGUCUGGCCCAGCUCAACCAGAAGAUCGGCCAGCUGGAGGGCUUGAACUGCACCAAGGAGCUGGAUCCCAGGAAGCAGCGCUGGCUCGCCAAGUGCAUCAAGGAGAACGGCCACUUGGAGGACUACGAGGCGAUGAUGGCCCACGGCGGCAUCAAGCUGAUGGAGGUCGCAUGUAGCCCCACGUCCAUCCUGAGCGCGAAGAUGAUGGAGAAGUUCGGAGAGGGUGCUGUAUGUCGCAUCAGUGCCUGGAAUGGUUUCAAGCUGGGGCCCAAUGGAGGCAACAAGAGGGCUCGAGAGGCACGUGAUGAAGCCGAACCAGACCACCUGUGGAUUAGUACGAGAUGCGGCCCGCUAUCGACCCUUACCCUCGGCUUCAACGGUUCCAACCCCAUCAGGGCCGAGGCCACCAGGAAGCGCAGACUGCAAGCCAUCAAGGAGUACAAGGGCGCGGUGCAGCUGGUGUACGACCAAGUGGCUCAAGGUAAGCAUGUACACUGGGAAUGGCCCAUCAAGUGCGAGGGCUGGGGCCACACGAUGAUCAGGAAGAUGGUGGAGGACAAGAAGGGCCUGCCGCUGCUGAAGGAAUGGCUGAUUGCUGCGACGUCUCCGAAAAUGGCCGCUAGGAUGUCCGCGGAGUGCUCAGGGGACCACCGACAUGGAGAGCUUACAGGAGGCGGCCUCACAGCGGCCACCAGCUAUUACCCGGACGAGUUUGCAAGGCGAGCGGUUCGGGCGAUGAUCGAGGAGGCCGCGCCAGACUACCACGAGUUCCUGAGAUGCUUGGCCGAGCCCGAGGAGGUCCUCGACCAGGCGAUGGCAGCCGACCAGGAGGAGAUGAAGAUGAACACAGACGUGAACUCGAAGGAGUACCAGCAGAUCAUGAAGUGGCUCACCUCGAUCCACCGUGGCUCAGGCCACAGCUCGAAGGCCUCCAUGCUGAACGCGCUGCGGAGGAAGGGCGCCAGCCCACAGGUGCUACAAGUGGCCCAGGACUUCCUCUGCGACGCAUGCGAGGAGGCGAACAAGUUCAAGCCUACGCAUCCGCCCGUCAGCUUAGAGGCCAUCCCGCCAAAGUGGAAGCACAUCCAGGCGGACCAGUUCGAGUGGGAGCACCCGCAGACGAAAGUCAAGUCCAAGAUUUCCCUGAUCAUAGACGAGAACUGCAGGGUGCGAGUUAGCAAGCUGCUGCACCACAUGGUUGGCGAGGACCGGCACAGGAACCCAGUAUGGGCGGACCUCAAGUCGUUCUACGAGGGAUCCUGGAUGUCCAAGCAAGCGGCGGAGUACUUCGAUUCCGACUCCAUCGGGUAUGAACCCAUACCUGGCCAGGCUCAUUGGCACAUCUCCCUCGCCGAGGAAGCCAUCCAGGCCACCAAGGGGACCAUGGAUAAGCUGGUGGCGGAGAACCCCGAGAUGACAACGGAGGAGGCCUUGGCAAGGGCGACCGCAGCUGGAAACUCACGGGAAGACGUUCGAGGACACUCACCCCUUCAACGCGCCCUAGGACGGGCACCAGACCUGGACGGACACUUCUUUGAGAGCGACUUCGACGAGCUGCCCUACGUGGAGGCCCAGAGGGUCGACAAGGAGUUCGGGGAGAACUACACCAGGAUGUACGCGGCAGAGCAAGAGUACCUGAGGCAGGUCUACAUGCGGCGCCUCAGCAGAGCGGAGAACGCGAAGAAUCAGGCGGUGAAGUCCGCGGUGCCAGGCAUGUGGGUGCGCUACUUCAGGAAGGAGAAGGGCGAAGCCAAGGGCCGCUUCAAGGGGCUCGCGAGGGUCCUGGCCACAGAGACAGCGCGGCCAGUAGACGGCGACCUUGGCGAAGGACGUGUCCUCCAUCCUGGGCGUGCAGGAUCCGUGGUGUGGCUUGUAAGAGCCGGGCGUAUCAUCAAGGUAGACCUCUGCCAGGUCCGAGCGGCUUCCUCACGGGAGAUCGCAUACGCCGAGCUGAUGGGAGGCAAGGACACGCCCUGGACGGUCCACACCUUCAUGAAUCAGGCGCUGAAACACGAGUACCUGGACUUCACGGGCCACGACCCCACAGAGAAUGACAUGGAGAUCUCAACCUGGGAAGGACUGCCAGAACCAGCCCCUCCACUGAAGAAGGCCCGCACAGGGCAGGCUGCGGGAGAUGGCCAGACCUCAGGGAGCCGUCCAACACCACCGGUGCGGAGGCGAAUUAUCAAGAAAGGACACCAUCCAGGCGGGGUGGCCGACCAAGCUCGAGCGUCUCGAGCCGCCCUGGCGGAGGAGCAGAUGAAGGAGAACAUGGCCCUCAUGGCGAAGUCCACUCCAGAUGCCCGGGCAUUUUGGGCUCGUCAAGGUACGUCGCUGGAGGUCUCCGUUGAGGUUCCAUUGGAGGGCAAGCCGCUCAAGCAGGCCACGAGGCAUAUGAGCACCUAUAUGGCGAGCCAGCUGCGGAAAGGCAAGCGCGAGAUUUCGGAGAGGACGUUGACCCCCGACGAGAUGGCGAAGUUCAGCCAAGCGAAGGCCACGGAGGUGAAGAACUACAUUGUGUCUUCGGUGCUGGAGACACUCCCACCAGGAGUGACCCCGCCUCCUGAGGACAUCAUGCGCAUGAGGUGGAUUCUCGAGUGGAAAAUGAACGAGAACACGGGCGAGAAGAAGCCGAAGGCGAGGAUCGUUGUCCUGGGUUACAUGGACCCCGAGUACGAGCACCGUCCGACUACCGCCCCAACCAUGACGAGGACUUCGAGACACCUGGUGCUGCAGGCGAUGGCGUGGCUGGGCUUCAAAGGCUACAAGGCGGACGUGACGGGAGCUUUCACGCAGAACCGAGAGAUCCAGCAUGACCUAUUCGUGUUGCCCGUGAAGGAGUUAGCAGCAGCCCUGGGGAUGCCCGAGGGUGUUACCAUGCGGCUCAGGAAGGCGGUCUACGGGCUUGUGGAGGCGGCGAUCGAGUGGUUCAUGACCGUGAGUGAGGCGCUGGAGGAGUUCGGUUGGACCCAGAUGAAGAUGGACCCCUGCGUGUGGGUACUCUACGGUGACGCGCACGGCAAGGAUAACAACUUCACCAAGGAGGCGCUGAAGGAUUUCACGGACCCAGGAGUGCUGGAGGACCUGAUCGCGGCGAAGGGAGACCUGGACAUCAUAGCCAUUGCGGGGUCGCACGUAGACGACUUCCUGCUCGGGGGCAACGACGCGGACCCCAGGUGGAUCACCGCGCGGGAGCAGAUUGAGAAGCGUUUCAAGUGGAAGGCCUGGGAGUCGGAGGAGUUCAUGCAGACGGGGGUGAGGAUCAAGCAGCAGCCCGACAGGAGCUUCCGCAUGGAUCAGAGCGAGUACGUGAAAACCAUCGAGAAGGCGUACCUCGCCCCGGAGCGCAAGAAGGCCAAGGACAUGCCGACCACUGACAAGGAGAAGGGCCAGCUGAGAGCUAUCCUGGGAGCCAUCGGGUGGAGGUCCGAGCAGUCAGGUCCCAUGCACUCGGCCGACACCAGCCUGUUGCUCAGCACGAUACCCUUUUCCACUGUGCAGACCAUCAACGAGACCAACCGACUCGUCGAUCGUGUUCGUGAAUGUGCUGACCUACCCGUGGUGAUCCACAGCCACUCUCAGUCACAGGUGUUGGUGCCAGUGGAGUGGUCUGACUCUUCGGAGGCCAACCGGCCCGACGGGAAGUCCACGAAGGGCCUGGUGGCAGGGCUGGCACCUCUGAAGAUCCUCAAGGGCGACGAGGCAGACGUGAGCCUCAUAUCCUGGAAGUCAGGCAAGAUCGAUCGUGGUUGCCGCAGCUCCGUGGCAUGCGAGACACGCUCAGCUGUGGACGCGGAGGACGAGCUGUACGGUAUCAAGUUACAGUGGCGGGAGAUCCUGGGCAACAACAUCGACUGGAGGAGUCCCGAGGGAGUUCUGCGCAGACUGCCAGGAGCGGUGGUUGUGGACUCUAAAGGGCUGUACGACAAGCUGCAGGCUACGGUCUACACCUUCCGGGGCAAGGAGAAACGGACUGACGUGGAGGCAAUGACGCUGAAGGAAGGGACACAGGCGGCGAACAACUGGAUGCUCUGGGUACAUGGAGAUGCUCAGCUCGCCAACUCGCUGACGAAGGGACACGAGCCGGGCCAGCUGCGGAUGUACUUCAACAACGGGCACCGCUGGAAGCUAGUUUACGACGAGAAGUACCAGAGUGCGCGUAAAAGGAAGGCAGCUGGGAUCCAGCCGUUCGAACACGUGGGAGUUGGGACUCUGAAGACUCCAUGUGGUGCAACAGUUCAUGUCAAUGCAGCUGCUGGCCCCGACUCCCCGCCAUACGAGGCCAUGACUGAGUGCAGUUCGGACGAGGAGCUGGACUCAAGGAUGCUCAGCUUGGAGGACCCUUAUCUGUGCAAUUCCGAGUACGAGCAAGCCUGA